AUGCUUGAUUUUCCAGAAGAAUACGAUGAGUUCUGUAACAUUGGAGAGAAGCAUUCGACAUUCUUGUUCGCGUAUGCUGCUGAUUUCGACGUUGCCACUUUCAAACAAAUGAAACAAGUGGUUAUUCAAUCGGUUACAGCGAAUAGACAUAAUUAUACAAAGUUGGCAAUGGUCAGAUUUGAUGCAAGUGGUGCACAGGAGAAUAUUACAUACUUUGAUGAUAUUCAACCAUUCUCCUCUGCUCUUGACAACAACCCGCCGAAUCCAAAUGCUGCUGCAGGAGCGUCAAAUCCUUCUAAUGUGUUGCCAAUUAUAUCGAGUUUCCUCGCUGCAUCCGGUCGCCCUUUGGAGAGCUCAAUGGUUGUCCUUCUUCUCAACAGAUUCCCAGCGAAGAACAACGACUUGACAUCAGAUGAAUAUGAUACUAUAACCAACAACAAUGUGAAAAUAUUCCCUAUUAUUUCUGAUACUUCCUAUACAAAUCAGUAUUCGAUGGCAGCUAGAAGUUCUCAAGCCAUCACUUCAAUUGCAGCUAACAGUAACUCUCAUUUUGUUAUUGGAAAAGUUGGAAGCCCGUUGGUUCAGACAUUCAAAUAUCUGAUGAGCACCGCCUAUUUGGACAGUUUAGCAGUCACUAGAAGUUUUGUGGAUAACUAUGGCGUUGCUCAGAGUAACAUUGCAAAACUGAGAGUCCCACAUUCGGAAACCUCAAGUCUUGUGAACUUCAAGAUCACCGUUAGUGCACUGAAUUCGCAGAACACUUCCAUCAACACCAACGGUCUGCGUCUCACUUUCUACCGAUCCCCCUCUUCCCAACAAACAAUCAAUUUCGAGCCGGGAAGUCUCUUAAACACAAACUUCUACUAUGCAACAGUCCAAUUGAAACAAAGUGGAACUUAUCAGAUUCAAUACGAGUCAAUGUUCGAUUUGGGAACGAUUUCUAUGAUAAGAGUGUGGACUGAAAGUGCACUUUAUCAUUACGGAUCAUAUGCAUCGUUGGAAGAUCCAAUGGGAGGAAACACUCUUUCGAAAGUCGAUGAGUAUCAGGGAGCCGCGUUGAGAAUGAAGUUGAUGAAUGAUUGUUAUACAACUCAUGCGGCCUACGUCCUCUUCACCGACUGCUCCGGCGCCGUCUCUCCCAAAUACGACUCAUCUCAAACUAUCGAUAUCGACUAUAUAUUCGCAGAUGAGGGAAGUUUCCCUCACUAUCCAAUUGUUCCAUUCUUCUGUGACUCCACUCCGAAAAAUACGAAUAAUUGUGUAGCUGGAACACAGAGUAAAUACGAUAUUCAAUUUGUUUCCGGAGAGUUUACAGUCAUUCGAUCGUUCCAAUGUCGACCAGGAGUUGGACAGAUUAAUCCGAAAUGCAAGAAUGUGGACUCAAAUGGGAAUUACUAUUGUAACAGGGAUAAGCUUCCGUAUAUGAGAGGACCAACCGGACAAAUCCCUGACUGUCUUGGGCAUGGCCACGUGGAAUACGACUUUGCCUUCUCCGAGGCUUAUAUCUGUGUCUGUGAUGAUGGAUAUUCUGGAGACUCUUGUGAAAAACAUUGA
Messenger RNA from Caenorhabditis remanei, 1554 nucleotides. RefSeq lists its product as uncharacterized. The record is from RefSeq and is a predicted model, not a curated record. The coding region runs from base 1 to 1554 and encodes 517 amino acids. NCBI's taxonomy places the organism in Eukaryota, Metazoa, Nematoda, Chromadorea, Rhabditida, Rhabditidae. The transcript has 7 exons.